Molecule: messenger RNA, 1426 nt
Organism: Chironomus riparius
Lineage: Eukaryota; Metazoa; Arthropoda; Insecta; Diptera; Chironomidae
Source: the annotation of a GenBank genome assembly
AAAAGAGAUUGCAACAAAUUUCCAAAAAUAAAAAUUAAUUUUUUUCAUAACUUUCACUUAAUUAAAUUAAAUUUACAGCAUCAAAACUUGUUAAUUCGAUAGACUAGCAAAAGUACAACAACAAAGUUUUCAUAGUUUUUAAGUCACAAGAUCCAGUUGAAGUGUAAAAAAAAUAUUUAGCAAUAAAAAAUGGAAAAUUCAAAGCGAUUUUGGUAUGCCUUGUCGUUAUUAGUGCUGUUGAUCCUCACAAUAUGUAUUUUAAAGGUGUCUGAGUGCAGCAGACGAAACCUCGAACGAAAGCUGCUAGCAGAACGUCAACUAGCUCUUCGUGCACUUAAAAAAGACUUUUCAUUUGACAUUUUAAUAUUCACACAACACUGGCCAUAUACAGUAUGUGCUCAAUGGAUGGAACAUCAUAAAGGCAACGAAUGUAUACUUCCGAAAGUCAGAAAUAGUUGGUCAAUUCAUGGCGUGUGGCCUACAAAAUAUCACGAAAUCGGUCCACUAUUCUGCAAUGACACUUGGACAUUUGACAUGAAGCAGAUAGCAGAUAUUGAGAAUGAUAUGAAGGAAAAAUGGAUAAAUAUUGAGAAAGGCACGCCACUGGAUGGCUUGUGGAAGCACGAAUGGGAAAAGCAUGGAACUUGUGCGGCGCAGCAAAUUCCAAACAUGAACACUGAAAAUAAAUAUUUUUCAAAAGGCCUCGAAAUGUUUAAUAAUUUUUCAAUUACGAAAUUACUUCAAGAGACGUACAUCAAGCCUGGCAUCGAUGCAACAUACAAAUUAGAUGAAAUUCAUACAGCAAUCAAUCGAACAAUAGGAAAUAAUUUUGCAAUAAUUUGCGAGAAAGAUCAUCAAACGAAGCAGCAGCUUUUAUUUGAGAUUCGAAUGUGCUUCGAUAAAGAAUUUAAAUUUCACAGUUGUGAAGGAAUUGUAGUCAAAGAUGAGGUCCUGCUGGGACAUACAAAAGAUGAAAUUAUAACAAAUUGUAAGAAGGAUGUUGAGAUUUUGUAUCCAUCGUCAUCGUGGGUUGCUAAAAAGGAAUGGUUGAUGAAGAUUAAGGAACAUAUGCCACAGGAGAAGAGUUGGUUGUAUCAAGUUGAGAAUGUUUAUAAAUUAGUAAAGUUGCUGCAGUGGGCGACUCUGUAAAUAGAUUUUCUGGGAUUGAUUUUGUAGAUUCAGAGCUGGAACUUCUUAAUUUUAUUUUUAAAACAAUAUUUAAUCUUUUUAAUUUUCAAUAAUUUAACGUAAUAGCUUUUAAUGUUAAAACAACGAAAAUAGUUCAGCGAAUCCUCCAUUUGUAUGAAUCAUUGGUGGUCAACCUGUGUGUCACGGCACACUUUGGUGGUAAAUCAUGACUGAAUCAACAAAUAGCUUAUGGUUCGUUGUUACUGGUGCCGCGGCACAUGAGUUGACCAUCACUGGU